This is a messenger RNA of Drosophila novamexicana, 697 nucleotides long. RefSeq lists its product as uncharacterized. The transcript is spliced from 4 exons. The record is from RefSeq and is a predicted model, not a curated record. Bases 16 to 678 code for a protein of 220 amino acids. Lineage: Eukaryota; Metazoa; Arthropoda; Insecta; Diptera; Drosophilidae.
CAACAAGCGGAUAAAAUGAAGUCAAUUACGCUGAUCACAUUGCUGUUUCUGGCGCUGGAAGCAGUGCAUGCAAUGGGCGCAAAUCUGACUGCCUGGCGUCAACACCGCAGACAGAAGCGUUUUCUGAUCUAUCAGGAUGGUGGCGUUAUCAAGAUGGUAACUGGCACCGCAUUUCCUGUGGACUUCCAGGAGAAGAAUGCCUGGCGCCAGCUGGUCUGGCUAAUGAAUUACCACUAUCAAUUCUCGGAGCCAACUAAGCCCAUAUAUUGGUGGAACCUGUGGAAUGGACGUGAUCUUAAAGGACCACUAAAACUAUCGAACGAUCAACAAGAGCAGGCACAAGCUAAUAUGGAGCAGCAGCAGCAAGUGGAUGAGCCGCAGCAGUUGCUGUAUGAGUUUGCGGAGGAGUACAUGAAUCAACGUGGCCAAGAUGGCAAAGCCUGCCUGAAGCGUGCGAUAUGCGAGAAUGGUCAGGUGCAUGAGCACAAUGGACUCUACGCUCAGCUGCUGCACAGACUGUUACGACCCCAUAGAUCUCUGGCUACGCCCUAUCUGGAUGCUUAUAGAAUGGGAAAACAUGGCGUUGAUUGCCGCCAAGCAUAUCCCACAGCUGCUCACUGUCUGCUGGAUGAUUAUGUGCAUGUCCAUGAACGUGGCCUGACGCAAAGCUUUGUCUAAGCUGAGCCUGUGGAUUUAA